GGUGUUACAAUGGACAUGGAAAAAGAGGUGGUUAAGAACAAGACAUCUAGGGGCUUAAUAAGGACCUUGGCUGUGGUCGAGGGUCAGAGGUCAGGCCUAUGGGGUCAUGCACAUACUGUGAUCUCCCUAGGGCGGCUUGCAGAGAGCUAUUCCCUUAUAUACAUGGCAGCCCUCCAGCCAGACCACUCACUGCCUGUCAUGCUGGCUGGACUGACUAAGGUUGACUCACAAUAUUCUCUGCUCAUCUACCUGCACACGAACAAGAAGAAGCUGAUUGUUAUCCACUUCUAUUCACGCACAAGUGUGAAGAAGGGGGAAGUGGAGAGGAUGGAGAGGAGAAUUGUUGAGAAAAUCAGUAACACAUCCACAACCACGAUCGAAGACAUUAGGGAUAAGAUCGGAUCGGUGGUGUGCUCCGAGUCGGCCGAGAAAGUGUCGGUGGUCCUUCAAGUAGGGACCAACGAUACUCCCAAGUCUGGCUCUGAACUAAUCAUGGGCAAGCUGAGGCAGGCUAUUAGGGCGUGUUGGGAGGCAAGGUUGGGAGUGCGGGUGACGGUAUGCGAUGCUCCGAGUCGGCCGAGGAAGUGUCGGUGGUCCUUCACGUAG
This is a messenger RNA of Darwinula stevensoni, 606 nucleotides long. Lineage: Eukaryota; Metazoa; Arthropoda; Ostracoda; Podocopida; Darwinulidae. The record is from the annotation of a GenBank genome assembly.